AUGGGGAAAUUGCCGCAGAAAACGGGAAUCCCGAUAUUCGGAAAUGGACUCGAGAUUGGGAGACUCGAGAAUCAAGAACUAGAGCCAUGGUUUCGCCGAGAAGCUGAUAAAGUACUGAACAAUGGCGGCCAUAUGAUGUGCGUACAAGUGAUGAGCAAAUAUUUGGCUAUUCCUUUGGAUGGAGAAGGGAUAAAGCCAAUUCUCGACUCUACUGUUGAAAUCACGAAAAGCGAUGAUUACGAAUUUGUGCUUCCAUGGAUUGGGAAAGGAUUGUUGACUGCAGAUGGUGAAAAGUGGAAAACUCGUCGCCGAAUGUUGACUCCAACUUUUCAUUUCAAAAUGCUCGACGGAUAUGUGGAAGUUUUUGAUCGUUUGAGUCGAAAACUAUGCCAAGUACUCGAAAAGUCUGAUGGAAAAGUGAUCGAUUUGUUUCCGAUUGUGAAAAAUUGCGCUCUUGACAUCAUUUGCGAAUCAGCAAUGGGCGUCUCAGUGAACGCUCUCGAGAACAAAGAGGAUCCUUACGUGGCCGCUUUAAUCGAUAUGGGUUUUCUUGUAAUGCAAUGGUCGAUGAAUCCACUGAAUUGGUUUCCUCCUUAUUGGCUCCUUUCCGGUCAUCGCAAACGCUUCAAUGAAAAUGUCAAAUAUCUCACGGAUUUUACAAAGAAAGUAAUAUCCGAUCGUCAACGAGAAUUCGAAAAAGGAAAUCGAAAAUUUCUUGGCAAUAAAGUCACGUUUUUGGAUUUCCUUUUAGAAGCAAAAGAAGCGAAUAAUUUGACGGAUGAAGAUAUUCGAGAAGAAGUUGAUACAUUCAUGUUUGAGGGACAUGACACAACAUCGUCUGGCAUUGCUUGGAUUCUCUGGUGUCUUGCGCAUCAUCAAGAUGUUCAAGAGAAUUUACUCGAUGAGAUCAAUUCGGUUUUUCAAGAUGGAAAUAGCACCAAUUUGACUCACGAAAUGAUCAAAGAGACUCCAUUACUCGAUCAAAUCAUCAAAGAGUCCGCUAGAAUUUUCCCGCCAGUGCCCAUCGUUCAACGAGAGAUUCAAAAUGAUUUUCAAUCAGGUGAAUUCAUUCUCCCGAAAGGCUGUGUUGUUUGGAUAAAUCCGAUGAUUAUUCAUCGAAAUAGAAAGGUUUGGGGUGAUGACUUUAUGCAAUUCAAGCCAGAGCGUUUUGCGCCAGAAAACGAGAAACCGAGACACCCAUACGAUUUGAUUCCUUUCUCGGCUGGGCUAAGGAAUUGUAUCGGACAACGCUUUGCCCUUUUGGAAGAGAAAGUCAUGGUGAUGCAUUUAAUCAAAAAUUACAAACUUUUCCCAACAGAAGUUGGAUUUCAUGAGAAUGAACUGAGAGAAGAGAUUGUUACAAAGCCGCAUCGAGGAUUGAAAUUGAGAAUUGAAAAGAGAAAAGAAAUCAUUCGAGAUUUUGAA
Molecule: messenger RNA, 1425 nt
Organism: Mesorhabditis belari
Lineage: Eukaryota; Metazoa; Nematoda; Chromadorea; Rhabditida; Rhabditidae
Source: the annotation of a GenBank genome assembly